AUGCCUCCCAAAGCCGGCAAGAAGGUCGCUCCCGCCCCUUUCCCUCAGGGUAAGGCUGGCAAGAAGGCCGCCAAGAACCCUCUCCUCGAGAAGCGACCCCGCAACUACGGUAUCGGUCAGGACAUCCAGCCCAAGCGAAAUGUCUCUCGCAUGGUUAAGUGGCCCGAGUAUGUCCGUCUUCAGCGCCAGAAGAAGAUCCUUCAGAUGCGCCUGAAGGUUCCCCCGGCUCUCGCUCAGUUCCAGCACGUCCUCGACCGCAACACUGCUGCCCAGGCUUUCAAGCUCCUCAACAAGUACCGACCUGAGACCAAGGCCGAGAAGAAGGAGCGUCUCCUCCAGGAGGCUACCGCCGUCAAGGAGGGUAAGAAGAAGGAGGAUGUCUCCAAGAAGCCCUACACCGUCAAGUACGGUCUCAACCACGUUGUCGGUCUGAUUGAGAACAAGAAGGCUUCUCUCGUCCUCAUCCCCAACGACGUCGAGCCCAUUGAGCUCGUUGUCUUCCUUCCUUCUCUCUGCAAGAAGAUGGGUAUCCCUUACGCCAUUGUCAAGGGCAAGGCCCGUCUCGGAACGGUCGUCCACAAGAAGACCGCUGCUGUCCUCGCCAUCACCGAGGUCCGCUCUGAGGACAAGACUGAGCUCUCCAAGCUCGUCUCCGCUGUCAAGGACGGUUACCUUGAGAAGCACGACCAGGCCCGCCGACAGUGGGGUGGUGGUAUCAUGGGUGCCAAGGCUCAGAUGAAGAUCAUCAAGAAGCAGAAGGCUCUCGAGGCUGCUACCAAGAUCUAA
Fusarium pseudograminearum CS3096 is the source of this 786-nucleotide messenger RNA. RefSeq lists its product as uncharacterized. The transcript is spliced from 4 exons. Gene Ontology annotation, cellular component: ribonucleoprotein complex. Gene Ontology annotation, biological process: ribosome biogenesis. Bases 1 to 786 code for a protein of 261 amino acids. NCBI's taxonomy places the organism in Eukaryota, Fungi, Ascomycota, Sordariomycetes, Hypocreales, Nectriaceae. The record is from RefSeq and is a predicted model, not a curated record.